Molecule: messenger RNA, 2395 nt
Organism: Rhodotorula graminis WP1
Lineage: Eukaryota; Fungi; Basidiomycota; Microbotryomycetes; Sporidiobolales; Sporidiobolaceae
Exons: 5
Coding region: 1-2361 (786 amino acids)
Source: RefSeq, a predicted model, not a curated record
AUGCUCGCCCAGCCACCCAUCUUUGCCCCACUCGAGCCCGUCGUGUUCCCGCCGCCCUCGACCUCAUCUUCCGCUCCCCUCCCGUUCCCGACGAGCACCGCGCCAAGCGCAGGCUCGACUCGCCUGAGGGGCUCGCACCGACAUGCACGCGCGGCGAGGGACGCGCUCGAGCUCGUGCAGCGGCUCGCCGACCAGGUCGACGGCCGAGGUGGAGGUGGGGACUCGGACGGGGGCGACAGAGACGAGCUAGACGCAGAGCAGGGCAUCAUCGCCAACCUCGAGUCGCACGGCUGGACCUUCCAGGAGACGACGCAGGGCGUGCGCAUCUUCCACUCGUCGUCGCAAGACCCAGGCGCGACGCCGCCCGACCUCGACCGCUCGACCCGCUCGUCCGCCUUCUUCUCGCCGACAAGGAGCACGGCGAGCGCACGAGGCGGCGCAGGUGGACCGCAACCGGCGAGCAGGGGACUGAGGGCAGACGAGGCGUUGCCGUUCUUCCGGGGCGAGGGCUGGAUCGAGGGCAGCUGGAAGAGGGAGGACGUCGCGGCCACCAUCUUGUCGCUCGGCGCUCGCGCGGUGUGGGACCCGAGGAUGGACGCCUCGAAGAGCCAGGUCGUGCAGCACUUGAGCGACACCGACAGCCUCACGCACCUCUGCAUCCGGAGCAACCUCGUCGCACCUCGAGACGCGUCCCUUCUCGGCACCACGGCCCAAGACGAGCGGCCCGGCAAGACCAACGUCACCUACGUCGUCGGCACGUCCGUCGACGAUCCGCUCAUUCCUCGAUCGGGCCAGCGCACGACGAUCCACAUCAACGGGUUCGCCCUGCGGUCCUUGUCUCUCCCUCCCGACUUUGAGCCGCCAGCGCCGGCACCACUGCGUCCCGAAGCGUCGCAGCCCGUCCGCCCGUCGCAUCGCCGCACGCGCUCGAGCGCCUCGGUCAUGCAGACGUCGAGCGCCCUCCUCGCCACCGUCCCUCUUCCACCUGUACCCGGCGCCGACGCGAGCUCGCCGGCUCCACCUGUGCGCCCUCAGCUUCAUGGCUCGGCGACCCACAUCGGCAACUUCAGCGCGCCGCAAACGCCUCCGCCACUCGCGCCACCGCCUCUCGCCCACACGACGUCGUUCUACACGUCGGCCAGCAGCUCGUACAACGCGUCGCCCUCGCUCGGCCCGGGCGAGCUCCCCGGCCCUUACCCUCGGUUUCCCUUCGGCCCGCCAGCAUUCGCGGCCCAGCCCGCCCCGAAACGGCCCUCGCCUUCACGCCCGGCGUUCUGCGGCCCCGGUCUCGGCGUCUCGAUGGUCGUGCGCGCCUCGGCCGGCAUGAACCUGCCGCAGACGACCGUCAACCAGCUCUCGGUCCUCCUCCCGCUCAACAUCGCCGCCAUCGGCCGCUUCCUCGCCGGUCACGGCUUCGCGCCGCACAUCGUGCGCACCGGCGGCGGCGGCGGCGUCAAGGUGCGCGAGGAGGAGUUUGACGCGCAGGCCGGCCGGUACCGCACGACGUUCACGGCUGCGCCUGCGCCCGAGAGCGGCGGCGGCGGCGGCGGCGGCGAGGCGCGCAUCCGGUUCUACGGCGGCGCGUUCGGGCGGGCGAGGUUCCACGUCGAGGUGCGGCACGUCGAGCCCGAGCGUUGGCGCCUCGAGUACGACGUCCCGCCCGGCGCGGCGCAGGAGGGCCGGCUCGACGUGUACCGCGAGAGCGAGGAGGUCGGCGGCGAGGGCAGCGGGCAGUGGCGCAGUCGGCUCGUCGUGACGCUGCGAGGCGCGCCGGACGAGGUCGACGCGCGGCAGGAGCGCAGGCCGUCGGCCGCGUCCCUCCUCUCGCCCAUCGACGGCGACCUCCCCUCUCGCGACCCGGCGCUCCAGCCCGGCCCUCUCGGCGGCUGCACCAUCGUCAUCCCACUCUCGGCGACUCAGCCCGGCCUGCCCGUCAUCGUCACCGUCGCGCGCACGACGAGCGACUCGGCGUCGAUCCCGCUCGCGCGCAUGCGCGGCAUGUCGUCGGCCCUCGCGCAGGCGUCUCAGGUCGUCCUCGACGACCACUUCUCGCUCUGCGACAGCGUCGAGGACCUGCUCGCGUGCAUGACCGAGGGCGAGGCGCGCGCCGACAUGUGCCUCAAGGGGACGAGGCUCGUCCUGCGCGAGCUCGACGAGGCGCGCGACCGCGAGGCGCAGAGUGCGGCGGUCGCGGCGGCGGCGGCGGCAUUUGCCAAGCGUGGGAGGAGAGGGUCGGGCUCGACGACGAGAACGAUGCAGAGGAGGGACGGCAGCAGCGCUCGCCGCGGGUCGGCAGAGUCGGUCACGUUCAGCGCACCUUUCGUCAUGCCUCGACGGGUGGUACCUCCUCCCCUUGAUUAGACGGCGCAAUAGAGCUUAGAUUCCGCCGCUCUCG